This is a messenger RNA of Grosmannia clavigera kw1407, 1011 nucleotides long. RefSeq names its product NADP-dependent alcohol dehydrogenase. NCBI's taxonomy places the organism in Eukaryota, Fungi, Ascomycota, Sordariomycetes, Ophiostomatales, Ophiostomataceae. The coding region runs from base 1 to 1011 and encodes 336 amino acids. The transcript is spliced from 3 exons. The record is from RefSeq and is a predicted model, not a curated record. Gene Ontology annotation, molecular function: zinc ion binding; alcohol dehydrogenase (NADP+) activity. Gene Ontology annotation, biological process: alcohol metabolic process.
AUGAGCAUCACAUUUGACGUUUUCCGCGCUUCGAAGGAGGGAAAAGUUGUUGCCGACAAAACGACCCGUCCUCUACGGCAUAGCGAAGUUCACAUUGAGAUCACCCACUCCGGCAUUUGCGGGACAGAUGAGCUCUACCUGCAUUCGGAGAUGGUCCUGGGACACGAGGGUGUCGGGAUUGUGAAGCAGAUUGGCGACAGUGUCACGUCCGUCAAAGUCGGAGACCGUGUCGGAUUUGGAUAUUUCCGCAAAGUGUGCGGCUUAUGCGACAACUGCUGCACAGGCUGGGACCAAUUCUGCAGAUCUGUUCGUUUUUACGGCACGAGCGACUACGAUAUCGGUACAUUUGCCUACGGUACUAUCUGGGAUGAGAGCUGUGUCUUUCGCAUUCCCGACGGCUACAGUUCCGAGGAUGCCGCGCCCAUGAUGUGUGCCGGCUCCACAGUUUGGAACUGCCUCCAGCAAUACGGUGCCAAGCCGGGCGAUCGUGUUGGUGUGAUGGGUCUCGGUGGACUGGGUCACCUCGCCAUCAAGCUGGCCGCGGCCAUUGGCUGCCAGGUUGUCGUCCUUUCUCGCACCGAGGAAAAGAGACAAGAUGCCAUGGAGCUUGGGGCACAUGAGUUCUAUGUUGUCAGCUCGUCUGAGGGAAUGGAGAAUAUCAAACCCUUGAAGCAUCUUCUUCUCUGCGGCACCUCGGAUAUUGACUAUGCCGCUUACGUGAAGAUCAUGGACACAAACAGCAUUAUCUUCCCCAUAUCGGUGACAUUCAAAAACCCACCGAUGCCAAUUCUUGCCAUGAACAUGAAAGGCGUUCGCCUUCAGGGUGCGCUGGUUGCAUCUCGGCAAAACCUUCGUGAACUUUUGGAGUUUGCAGCUCAACACAAAAUCUCCGCUACUGUAAUGAAGUACCCUUUCACGGAAGACGGGAUUGAAACUGCCAUGACAGAGCUCCGAGAAGGAAAGGUUCGAUACAGAGCAGUUUUGGUGAGGGAUACGGGGUCUGAAACUUAA